This is a messenger RNA of Osmerus eperlanus (European smelt), 6194 nucleotides long. RefSeq names its product hyccin 2-like. The transcript has 14 exons. NCBI's taxonomy places the organism in Eukaryota, Metazoa, Chordata, Actinopteri, Osmeriformes, Osmeridae. Gene Ontology annotation, biological process: phosphatidylinositol phosphate biosynthetic process; protein localization to plasma membrane. The record is from RefSeq and is a predicted model, not a curated record. Bases 563 to 2518 code for a protein of 651 amino acids. Gene Ontology annotation, cellular component: plasma membrane.
CCACUAGGCUACUUUUUGGACUUCGAAGAGUUGAGCACAGAAAUAAUUAGGCUAGGUUACACAUUAGACUGAGGCAUGUGUAAUAUGACUAAAUCAACCAACCCUCAACUGAAGAAUAAUUAUAUUAUAGCUUGAGCAACAGAUGGUUUCUAACAACACCGAUCUUGACAAAGGCUAAGACUUGGCAACGAAGCGUCGUGACUCACACUCGUGACUCGCUGAAGAUUCAUUUGGACGCUGAGAAUGAUUCUCAAGAUUCAACCAGAAUGAUAUGUGAAUCACACAUCACUCGCCUGAUCAGUCGGAGGAUACCCUUUCGAUUAGAGUAAGCACAACACUCAUGUAGACAACUAAAAUAAUCGCGUUGAUUGGAUUUACAUUUUACUGACCGACCGAUGUUAAUGUAUGACAUAGUAACAGUCAAUAUUCCUGCUGCUGUACCGGGUGACCCUCAGCGACUGACCGAUGUGUGACAACACAGACACCCGGCUUCUUCUCCCACUGGAGAUCUGAGACAGGGUGACAGAGAGAGAGAGGCAGUUGAGGGGGGAUUCUGAGGAAGAUGCUGGGCUCGGAGCGUGGCGUGGUCGAGGAAUGGCUCUCAGAAUUCAAGACCCUACCUGAAGCCCAGAUCCCCAGCUAUGCAGGCAGCCUUCACCUGAAGAAGAGCCUGGUGCCAGCCAUCUACAGGGUCAUCCAGGAACCCAACAACGAGCUCCUGGAGCCUGUGUGUCACCAGUUGUUUGAGCUGUACCGGAGCUCAGAGGAGCGCUUGCGUCGCUUCACCCUGCAGUUCCUGCCUGAGCUGGUCUGGGUGUACCUGCGCCUCACCUCCAGCAGGGAGCGCCAGAGCAACGGCUGCGUCGAAGCCCUACUGCUGGGCAUCUACAACCUGGAGAUAGUGGAUAAAGAGGGCAACAGUAAGCUGCUGUCCUUCACCAUUCCGUCUCUGUCCAAGCCUUCAGUAUACCACGAGCCCUCGAGCCUGGGCUCCAUGGCGUUGACGGAAGGAGCUCUGAGUCACCAUGACCUCAUCAAGGUGGUCUACAGCGGGCUCCACCCCCAGAGAGAGACCUUCACUGCCCAGAACAGGUUUGAGGUGCUCUGCUUCCUCAUGCUGUGCUACAACUCUGCUGUGGUCUACAUGCCCCUCUCCUCCUACCAGUCUGUCUGCAGAAUGAGCUCACGGUUGUGUGUGUGUGGGUUUCCACGGCAGCAGCAGAAGCUAUGGAGAGAGCCGUGCAACCGUGUGCUGCUGGACCCUGACUUCAUGGUUCAGAUGCUGACGGCCAUCUACCAUGCCAUAUACAACGGGGAGUGGGAGAUGGGCAGGGAAUCUCUGGAGGACAUCCUGUACAGAGCCCAGCUGGAGCUGUACUCACAGCCUCUCCUGCUGGGGAACGCCAUGAAGAGCUCCCUGCCAGAGAGCGCCCCAGAUGAGCCGCGUGGCCGCAAGCUCCUCCAGGUGGAGGUCACGCCCACCAUAAGCAGGAUCUCCAUGUCUGCCAUCACUACCGCCUCCAUUCGGCGGCACCGCUGGAAGAGAGAGGAUUGUUUUGACUACUCAAACGAAGCAGAGCUCAGCAUCAUCGUCAAUCCUAGCCACCGCCACAGCCACACCCCCUGGGACCCGGCAGCCAAUCCGGAGAGAGGAGGGCGGGCCCGCAUCAUCCUUCCCGUCACACUGGAGGGUGUAGAUGCGGACGGAAUAAGCGGAGGGGAGGAGUCCUUCAAUGUGAACGACCCAGACGAGGGCUUCUCCUCGGGGGCAUCCAACAGCAGCCAGCCCAGUGGUUCCAAGGCCGGGGGCGGAGCCAGUGUUGGGCCUCGCGGCGGCAGCCAGAAGGGCGGCAGCAGCAUCAAGAAGGCUGUCACCGCACGCAUGAGUCGGGACAAGGACCGCGAGAAGGAGAGAGAGAGGGAGCGAGAAAAGGAAAGGGAGAGAGAGAAGGAGAAGGAGAGGGAGAGAGAGAGGGAUAAAGAGUGGGAGGCAGAGAGGGAGGCAGAGAGGGAGGCGGGAAAACAGCGUGAGCUCUCCUCUCCUGGGCCCCAGGCGGUGCUGCGCAGACACAACCGCCGCCAGCAGUCUCCACCCCUCAGCAUCGCCCUGGACGCUAUCCAGCUGAGCCCCAUCAAGAAGCACCUGAGCUUCCCUGCUGGCACAGCCCUCGUCCGAACCGCCAGCACUUCCUCCUCCAGGUCCUUCGACUGCACCACCCUCAACCUGAACGGCAGCAGCGCCAGCAGUCUUGGGGCCUCGGGGGGGCCUGAGGGGGCCCUGGGAGGGGCCCUGGCGAUGCUGAGAGGAGGAGGAGGGAGGGGGCUGGGGUCCGGAGGAGGAGGAGGAGGGAAGGGAGCAGGCUCCAGGGGAGGAGCCCAUCGUUACUCCACCAUCAGCCUGCAAGAGGAGCACCUGGUGAGGCCUGAGGAGAGCCAGGAGCUGCUGUCUCCUGGAGCCCCCCUCACCAAGCAGUCCCGCUCGCCCAGUUUCAACAUGCAGAUCAUAUCACAGGUGUAGCAUGGGGAGGGGACUCAGGCACGUGCAUGUGGACCAAACACAUAUAAUACUGUACAUACCUACACACACACACACUGGUUGCCCUCCAGCCUCCCUACCCCCACCUUUUAUCUCUCUACCUGUUUGUGUGACCAGGGGAUUGGAUGCUCCUCUGAAAAACAAGCAUUUCUACCAGAGAAGAGUGUGCUUGUCUGUGUGUGUUUGUGUGUGUUUGUACAGAAAUCAAAGCUUGUUUGUUUGUUGUUCAAGGGGGGUUGUGUUCUCAGUCCCCAUCCCUCUUUCUCAGUGGAAUCAAGUCUUCAGAGAGCAGUGAAGGGUUCUAGAGAGCACAGCAGGGUGGGUCUCUAAAGCGAGAGCUCUCCCCUGGUCUUUCACAGCCUCGGUCCGUGUCUGACCAUCCUGAUCAUUCCACCUGUGAAGACCCUGCAGACACACUGCUCCAACAGGAAAACUAGACAUUGCUUGCUGGGACUGGGACAUUCAGAGGUCUAUGACUGAAACACAGAGUCUAUUUUGUACUGAAUCAGCAAUAAGAGCAGUGAGACUGAUGGAGGGGGGGUGAGUUUUGCCGUCUCUCGUACCUGUCACCUCCAGGGCUCACGUGCAAUCUGUACCAACUAUCUCCUUCUCGUUCGGUCUCUUUACUUAGCGUUCAUACGUGUUUUUUAUGAUUUAUCUACUGAGUCUAUGGUUGGAUGAAAAAUCUCAACCCCAAAGACAGUAGCUGAGAAUGUUUUCUUUCGUGAGUUGCGACAAUUAUGGUUUUAUUGAAAAAUAAUCAAGUGGUUCGCUUGAUUUUCUUUUUUCUUAGUUCUCAAGCAUUUUUUAUUUUGACUGAUUUAUACAGUGAAUACCCAGCUGGAACUUUUGUGAUUAAGUUAACAAUUGUUUGUAAUUGAAUUAUCUUAAUACUGUUGUCAAAUCAACAACUGGAAUUAUGCGAUCAGUUGCUGGGUAGAUGUCUACUGUGGCGUAUAUGAGGGUGUCUCCUCUGUGAAGCACAGGAAGUCAGGAACAGGAAGUUGGACCUCCAGGGACUUCCUGUCUCCUGCCCCCACGCUGUGUCCUGGCUGCCGUUAUGAUGACUGUAUGGACCUCUGUCAGAAUAACAGAAUUACACAGCUGUGUCUGUGAGAUGAGCAAGGCUUAUUGUUCUAUGGUGUAUUUAACCUGGUCAUCUUGUGUGUAGAGGCUGUAGCUGUCUUGUGGUUGUGAACUGUACUUUCCUCAUGGCUUUUCACCACUGACCCUGGAGGCUCCAGGGGGUCACUGCAACGUCAGUUGUCACCAAGAUGUUCAUCCAGUUGCGUGUGAUGUGAUGUUUCACAAACAUUUGUUUUCUACCUCAUCGUGUGUUCACCUGCCACUCAAACAGCUAUCUCCCAGCAACAUCCUGUAAGGGAUGGGGCUUAAUCCACCGUCACUUGGACGACUAGAGCAAGGACCAAUAGCAUUUGUUUCUCUCACACACACACACACUAUCUGUCUACACGGCACUGUACCAGUGUGUAUGAGGUGCGGGGUCAGAGGACAGUUGGUCCAUCUCAUGGCUCUUGUUCUUGUUGGAGCUGUCAGCCCUCUGACAGGCUAGCCUGGGCUGUUUGUCUCUGAAACCCUGGGUCAUGCACGUCAUUCAGCCUAAUUGGAAUGACCUUACUUACUACAGCGCUCUGCUUCUUAUUUAGUUGCUUGCUUUGUUAUGUAAGUGAAAUUCAAUGACGGUGUCAUUGUCUUUUUUUGCAAGUGCAAUUUCCCUUGUGCAUGGAGCAGAAUUAGGUCUCCUGUGUAGUGAAUGUCUCUGUGUGAGCAGAGCUCUAGCGCCCCCUCUGGCUGAGUGAAGAAACUGUCUUGUCUGCCUGGCUCUGCAUGCUAGGACCCAGCCAUUGGUGCUCCCCCUGCAGCCCCCCCCCCCCCCCCCCCCCCCCGCUAGGAGAGACUGGGAGACAAACCCAGUGUCCAUUCCAGACACGUCUUUGCCAAAAGUGCCAAGAAUGCGCAUUCUCCUUCUAGGAAACACUGUUUAUCAUGCUUGUGUCUUAAGGUUUUUGCCUUAUUUUUUUAUUUAUUUUGGGGAUACUAGGCUCUUUUUUUCUUUCUUUUAUAAAAGUGGUGUUAGGUUUGUCUGUCUGCGCAGUCCCAAAAGCAGCCUGGGCGUGUAGCAUUCUGAAAUUAAUUCUGUAAAGAUUUUUUUUUACCCCAGCAUAGUGCUCUCACUGUCACAAUCAAACUCACCUGUUCUCUAUAGGAGCCAUCUGGUGUCUGUGUGUGUGUGAGAUGUCUUCAAACUAUUCUAGAUCCUAGCUCAUGUGGUUAUAACUGUACUGUAUAAUGUGGAUGACUGACUGUUAAAUGUCAAUAAGUAUGUUAGACUGAGGACACACACACACACACAAUUGGAACAUUCCUCCUGCUGCUGCUGUUAUAUUUUGGAUGGAGCCUGUGUGCCUAGUCUUAUUGGGUUUGUAAAACUAUGUAUGUUUUGUGGUUUGUGUUGCAUCAUUUUCUAUGUCCUCGUCUGUGUGGGAGCUCAUCCUGCUCCUUCACUUACUGCUGUAGUCAACACACCUGGGUCUCCGCCAUGUCGCACUCUCUGUGGAGCUCCACUUCAUAUAGAGAGCUGUCACCAUCUGCUGGAAUUUGCUGUGUUGAGUGGCGCCCCCGCUGUUCAAACUGGUCAAGUGUCUGUGUCAUUAAUAUGAGUGCCCCCGGACCGUACCAAGUGGCCCAAGAGUUGGUGGUGCAUUGGCUCAGUCCAAGUGUAUGGGGGAGUAUCCCUCAGUGUCUUGUGUAACAUUGCAUGUGAAAGUGUGGGCUUUGUCCUCAUACAUUAUGAAGCACUUUACCCCCAUCCUCAUACACUUCUUUCUGUCAAAAUGAUAAAUAUAUGUGCAAAUGUGUAUACACUCAAACGCAGGGUCUUGGUCUGUUAGAAGUAGUACUUUUGAGCGAUGUCACAUCCAACAAAUUAUUUUAUUUUUAUGAAAGCCUAAGAGUACAGCUAUUUAUCACUUUCUUUUCCAAACCAAAAAAAAAGAAUAAAUAAAGAUUAGAAGCUAGACAUGAGAAUAGAGUGGUCUAAAGGUCUCAGGAGUUUUAAGCUGGUUAGCGCCGCAAGUCAAAUCUGACAUCACCAAAUUCCUGAGGUCAGAGUUGAUUCUAUGCAACAUUUUAUCUCUUUUUUUUUUUUCAUUUUGUAUGGCUAUUAACCUCUCGUGUUAAAGAGCAGGAUUAUUCUAGAUGAGAGUUUCAGCCUUGUUUAUAGUGGCAGGGUCCCCAGAGUGCCCUAGUAAAGACAGAUGGUACAGGCUAAUAGCAACAGUACCUAGACCUGAUCUGGGGGACUCUUCCAGACCUGACUGAAAACAAGAUGGCUGUCCCUGUUGUGUUCAAGUCAUCUCCACUGGGAGGGUGUUACCCUAGUGACCGUGACUCAGAGAGACUGGCGCCCAGCUGUUCAGUAACUUGGGAGAGAGUCUGUGUAGAAACGAUACAGACAAAUGAUGAAUCCAAUCUAGAACUAAAGAUGUGAAAACACUGUAAAUGGAAAGAGGACUUAUUUUAAAUCCUGUAAAUACAACCUGUACAAAAGAGUGAUAAGACAAUAUAAAGAUGACAACCUGUCUGGUGUAGAGAAUUUAAUCUGUAUAUUGUUGAAUAAAUAUUGUGUCGUAAGGGA